Pecten maximus is the source of this 7768-nucleotide messenger RNA. Its product is annotated as protein jagged-1b-like. The coding region runs from base 647 to 4348 and encodes 1233 amino acids. The record is from RefSeq and is a predicted model, not a curated record. Lineage: Eukaryota; Metazoa; Mollusca; Bivalvia; Pectinida; Pectinidae. Gene Ontology annotation, molecular function: calcium ion binding; Notch binding. The transcript has 22 exons. Gene Ontology annotation, cellular component: protein-containing complex; plasma membrane. Gene Ontology annotation, biological process: cell communication; Notch signaling pathway; heterophilic cell-cell adhesion.
CAUCAGAUUACCCCCGCCAUUGGAUGAUAGAGAGAGCGUGCCGGAGGAUUCCACAACUUAUACGAUGAUGCGUAGAGGUUAGGUGUUGUUUGAAAACUUGUGGAACCAAGUGUUGGGUAAUUGUAAUGUAACGGCAUCGCAAUGCAAACACAUGCAAAUGAACUAAUUUGAUUUGAAGAACCUAUUGUGCUGUGGUCACAUGCUUGAGUGCGUGUCCGAGGUUCGCACGCCACAACGCCGACACCUGACCGAUAGGCCUAUAGUAGAACACUUCGAAAACAGACAGCAUUGCCCCUUUAAUUUUAACAGAUACGAGGACAUGCGCAGUGUAUACUUGAGAGUAAGAAUAAGUUCCCACACUGUGUACGAUGGAGUAAAAAAUUUGUGAUCAUCGCGAAAGAUGCAAAAGGAUUUAAAUUAUUUGUACCGUGGAAAAUAGAAUUCCUCGAAGGAUGUUAAUGGAGCGAUUUUAUGAAAAAUAUAAGUUAACAGGAUUUGCCCAGUUUUGUUUUCGUAGGAAUGGUUUUUGGCGAUUCCUUGGAAUCUAUAUGUGUGAUUUUGCUUCGGAAUGCUUCUCCAAGACAGGUAUGUUUAAUGGUUAACAGGGAGAAAACCUUCCCACGAUCACGUUUUGGAAGGAAAAACUAUGAUCCUUUCCAGUUUAUUUGUUUUUCUGGCAAUCUUGGGAAUUUCAACAGGUUCUGGUUACUUUGAAAUUCAAAUUACAACUAUCCGGAACCCCCGAGGAGAGGUGUUAGAUGGGGAGUGUUGUGAUGGGGAUCGGGAUGCUGAAAAUAAGUGUGUAGAGGAGUGCGAUACAUUCUUCCGUGUUUGUCUCAAGGAAUAUCAAAGUAGGGUUACUAUCGAUGGCCACUGUACAUUUGGAAAUGUUACAAGCCAGGUUUUUGGAGGAAAUACCUUUACCUACCCAAUGGAUAGUAGCAGAACCCGACUAAAGCUACCCUUUGAGUUUUCCUGGACGAGAUCUUACACACUAAUCUUAGAAGCCUGGGACCAGGACACCAUGUCAUACGAUGGUCAGAUUAUCGAACGUGCAGCCCAUUCAGGCAUCAUACUCCCUGGACAGGACUGGCACACGAUCACACAUAACGGGCCAACAGCGGGCCUCAUCUACAGGAUACGCGUCGUCUGUGAUGAACAUUACUAUAACACAACAUGUACCAAGUUCUGUCGUCCACGCAACGACAAGAUCGGACAUUAUAACUGUGAUCAGAAUGGAGAUAAGGUGUGCAUUGAUGGCUGGAUAGGGCCUGAUUGUGAGGAAGCCAUAUGCCGAACAGGCUGCAGCCACGGAUCAUGCGACACCCCUGGGGAAUGCAGGUGUAUGUAUGGGUGGCAGGGCCCCCUAUGUGACCAGUGUAUCCCCUACCCUCGCUGUGAACACGGAUCAUGUAAUGGCUCACCUUGGCAGUGUUUCUGUCACGUUAACUGGGGAGGCAUUCUCUGUAACAAAGACCUGAACUACUGUGGCCGCCAUCAACCGUGUAAGAACGAUGGCAUCUGUAAGAACACUGCUCCUGACAAUUAUGACUGUACUUGUCCUAAUGGCUUCUCAGGGGUCAACUGUGAAAUAGCGGAGCAUGCCUGUACGUCAGACCCCUGUGCCCAUGGAGGGAGGUGUAUUGAUGUGACUGGUGGAUUUGUCUGUAACUGUCUGCCAGGAUGGACUGGUGUCUUGUGUGACUCCAAUAUCAAUGAGUGCGCCUCAGACCCAUGUCAGCAUGGCGGGACCUGCCUGGACAAGGUCAACAGAUACGAGUGUUUGUGUCCAUCAGGAUGGAAAGGGCCGCAGUGUCAGCUGGACGGGGACGAGUGUAGCGGAAGUCCCUGUGUCAACGCCUUCUCCUGUCAGGACCUAGUAGGGGACUACAUCUGUGACUGUCAGCCCGGCUGGACCGGCAAGAAUUGUGAGACAGAUAUAGUCGAUUGUCAUCAUCAGUGUCAGAAUGGAGCUCAUUGUGUGGACCUAGUAAACAGCUACCACUGUGCUUGUUUACCGGGAUACACUGGUCGCCACUGUGAGUGGGACAUCGACGAAUGUGAGAGUAGUCCCUGUCAGAACAAUGCCAUCUGUCAUGAUCAGGUCGCAGGCUACACCUGUGAAUGUGCACUCGGCUUCACUGGAUUUAACUGUCAGGUUGACAUUGACCCCUGCUACCCCAGUCCCUGUGAAAAUGGAGCCAGCUGCUUCAAUGUCCAGGGGGACUACUACUGCCACUGUCACGAUGGCUGGGAGGGCAAGAACUGUCACAAGGUCAAACCCACCUGUGAUUCAAGGUCAUGUCAAGUGAUUGACAGUUGUACCAUAGCCAUACCCUCCAACAGUAGCCGUGGGGGUGUACAGCUCAUCUCCUCCAACGUGUGUGGUAAACACGGCAUGUGUAUCAGCCAACCCAACGGAGAGUUUACAUGUGCCUGUGACCUUGGCUUCACUGGAACCUACUGUCAUGAAAACAUAAAUGACUGUUUGAGUAACCCCUGUCAAAAUGGUGGUACCUGUAUAGACAUGGUCAGUUCCUACCAGUGUAUAUGUAAGGAGGGAUGGGAGGGAGCCCUGUGUAACCUCAAUAAGGAUGAGUGCGACCCAAACCCAUGUAGGAACAAUGGUUUAUGUAUAGACGUGGUGGCCGACUUUGUGUGUCAGUGUGCCGAGGGCUGGAAAGGAAAAACAUGUACUCUUCAACACAGUCAGUGUGAGAUGACAACCUGUACCAAUGGAGGCACUUGUAUCGACCUUGGUGACACGUUCACUUGUAAAUGUAGCGUCGACUACAUCGGCCGUACCUGUCAGAGACUUGCUAAACGAGCAUGCGACUUAUCUCCAUGUGAUAAUGGAGGGACCUGUGUCAACAGUGGGGAUAGCUUCACAUGUAUUUGUAAGGAGGGCUUCGAAGGGCCGACCUGUCAGUACAACAUCAAUGAUUGUAACCCAUUCCCCUGUUACAAUGGAGGUCGGUGUCUGGAUGGGGUCAACUGGUACAGGUGUGUGUGUGCCCAGGGCUUUGCUGGACCUGACUGUCGUGUCAAUAUAAAUGAGUGUGCAUCCAGUCCCUGCACCUACGGCAGUACAUGUAUUGAUGGUAUUGGGGAAUAUCGAUGUAUUUGUCCCCCGGGGAGGACUGGGCCUAGAUGUGCUGAAGUGGAGGGCCAAAGUCCAUCCCCACAGUCUUGUAUCUUCAAUCGUGGCAUUUAUCCUGACAAGUCAUCCUGGGAACACGAGUGUAACAUGUGUAGCUGUGACAACGGUGCUGUCCACUGCAGCAAGAUCUGGUGUGGGCCCAAAAACUGCCUGUCACACCCCAAUCUCACUGAGAGUGUUGUGCACUGUGGGUCAACACAAACCUGUGUGGUGCAGACCGAGGACAUCUGCUUCACCCCACCCUGUCUGCCCUGGGGGCAAUGUAAGGACAUGGACAAUAUCAAGGACCCCGCCCCUCAGGGGGUCCAAACCACCUGCAUUCCAAACGCGGCACAGCUCAGCAACACUUGUGCCAAGAUUGCAUUGAUAUUUGACAAAUCAAAAAUGCCAUCGGGUAUCACGGUUGAGACGAUAUGUGACAAGCUGAGACAGAUACCCACUAUCCAGAAGCUGGGCAAGGAAAAGCUGAUCUACAUCAUGUGUGCUAUCCAAACCGGACACCCAGACACCAUCGAGGUUCUGCUGUCCACGGAACACACAGUGGAUGCAGGUAAUUCACAGAUGGAUCGAGUGUUGAAGCGUGCGCUGGAUAACCUUACCAACACCAUCAGUCACAAACUGACCAACAGCAGUGCUCUGGCUGCUGUCAUAGAGGUCCAAAUAGAGACGGCAGUCGUUAAGGAGAAGGGAGUAUUAGGGUCAACCUACAUUAUUCCUGCAGUGUGCUCCGUGAUCGGCCUUCUAGGAGUAAUCACAAUUAUUUGCCUUGUUGUGUUCCAUUUCAAAAGACAGAGAGCAAUAGAACGUACAAAACGAGAGGCAAAGUAUGUCGCUCAAAAGACUAAUAACGAAAAUGAAGCAAAUCUUCGUCGCUACAAAAACCCGCUGUUCGCUGGGACGGACAAAGGUGGAGGGACAAAAGACUUGUCCUUCACAGAGCUACAAGAGUUAGAUUUAGAUAAAAUUGAAAAAAGUCCAACACGGCUGUUACGCCUACAGGACUCCCCUAAUGACUCCAAUGAUUGGAAAAAAACUAGUCCCAUACAAAAAACAAAAACUAAAGACAUUAAUAUAGAGCUGUCGAGGUCACGCUCUUUAGCUGUGAGGGCUGCUGCCGAGCGAGACUUGGCCGAGAUACAUAGAACUUUUGGUGCAGAUUUAAGUUCGGAAAGUGAAGUAAUGGUGUGACAUACCUUACAUGGAUAUUAGUUAUCUCCCUUGAAUAGAUGCUCUGGCUAGGUGGUGUGUUUACUUGUUGGUGCAGAGUGUAUAGCAUCUCUAAGUGUUUGUGGGAUUAUUCUAUGUUGUCAGAUGUAGUGUGCUUCACACAACAGCAGUGUAGAAAUUUCCACCUAGGAAAAUUUACAGAACGUGCUCAAAAUGGAAUGAAUCUAAAGUUGUGAAACUGAAACAAGUACAGAGGUGAAGGGGGCUAUAGAAACGUUUAACUCAGGAAAAUGUCAAAUAAACUCUACCAAAACUACACCAGGUGUGGCACUCCCAAGGGGAGAUCACCCUCGCCAGGAACAACAUCCCCAGAUACCAUCCAUCCAUUGAACUUCAUUGUGUAUCGGAGUCAUUGAAAACCAAAUGAUGAACCCUUAUGUAUUUUUUUACAAAAAAAAGUCCAAGUUUUCUACAACAGUAUGUCUAUACGCACAGGGAGGAUGUUGUGGUUUGUCGUACCCUCAUAACCACUCGCAUAGAUUCAUUACCACUGUACACUUCAGUAACUAUUUCAUCUGUAUGAUGUACGGAGAACUGGAGAUCCAUUUCAUUGACCAACCAUUGACUCAUUUGAUCAACACAUUUGUAUAUUAUCAUUAUCAUAUACCAUACCAACUUCCAGUGGAUAUGCUGUAAUCACACUGACUUCUAAAUGACGAUUUGCUGUAAUCAUACAAAUCUCUCACUGGAAGGUUUGUUGUAAUCAUACAGAUCUCACACUGAAGAUUUGCUGUAACAGAUCUCUCAUUAGGAGAUUUACUGUAAUCACACUGAUCUCUCACUGGAAGAUUUGCUGUAAUAACACCGAUCUCUCACUGAAGAUUUACUGUAAUCACACAAAUCUCUCACUGAAGAUUUGCUUUAACAGAUCUCACUGGGAGUUUACUGUAAUCACACUGAUCUCUCACUGAAGAUUUGCUGUAAUCAUGCAGAUCUCUCCCUGGAAGAUUUUGCUUAUAACAGAUCUCUCACUGGAAGAUUUGUAAUCACACAGAUCUCACUGAAGUUUUGCUGUAACAGAUCUCUCAUUAGGAGAUUUGCUGUAAUAAUGCAGAUCUCUCCCUGGAAGAUUUGCUGUAACAGAUCUCUCACUGGAAGAUUUGUAAUCAUGCAUGCUGAUCUCUCACUGGAAGAUUUGCUGUAAUCAUGCAGAUCUCUCACUGGAAGAUUUGCUGUAAUAGCACUGGUCUCUCACUGGAAGAUUUGCUGUAAUAGCACUGGUCUCUCACUGGAAGAUUUGUUGUUAGAAUGCUGAUCUCUCACUAAGAAAACCUGUACGAAUGUUGAUGUUUUCUCUUGACUUAGGCGGAAUCAAGGAUAAAUCUAAUGAUAUGAUUACAUAGCUGUUUUUUAUUAUUUAUUAUUGUAACUGUGUGUUGGACAUCUAUUGAUUCGUGCUGUGAACUGUAACUUGUAAUCAUUUUGAUAUGUAUAUAAUUUGUACAUACAUGAUCUUAAUGUGCAUUUGAAAUUAUUUAAUGCCAUUUCUGUGAGAAAAUCUUAAUUUAAUUUAUAAUUUAUGAGAGAAUGUUUUAUAAAAUUCUGUUGUGAAGAAAUGACCGAGAUAUGUCACUGAUUAUAUCUUUGUAUUCCAUAUAGGAUCGCAUAUUGAUUACUCAUGCCAUAUAUGGUCAUGUCUAAAUUUAUCAUUUUGGCACACACCACAAGAACCUGGCUACGAAGAAUUCUUCAAGAACUUUUCUUAUUGUAAAAGUUUAUAUUUUUUGUGUAAGUCAUGUAUAAGGUGUGUGUGUAGUUACAGUCUCUUUCCCAAAAAUCAAAGUCAUCUAUCAUCUUGGUUUGUAUUCAAAUUGUUACAGGAUUUAAGAGUCCAAGAGUCACAGAUUUAUUUUUAACAGCAGAUAUAUAAUGAUUAUCAUUUAAUGAAUAUUCAAUGAAAAGGUUGUACUUUAGACUCCAUAUUGUGUGGGGGCAAUUAUCAAUUUCAUAAAAUAAUCACCGUAAAAUAACAAGUUUACAUUUAAAACAAGUAAUUACACCCACACAAAAAUUAUACAAAUCAUGUACUAUCUGUAUUAUAUGGAUAUUGAAAUUUAAUAGUAAAGUUAACGAUUCCGUCAUUUUAUAUAUAAAGACUGCCUUUAUGUACUUGGCAACUGAUCAACAGACAAAAUUAUUAAGUCAAUAAUGCAAACAAUUAGUUUGAUAUGUGCACAUCUACAUGUACCUAUGGAUACAAGUCAAUGCAUUAAGACUUGCAGUCCAUGGCAAAGUGUUGAUAAUAACUUGUUCAGGACUUUUUUUUUUCAAAUGAAGUUAUAAAACUGCUGUGUUAAGUACAUGUCAGCAUGAUUAUUACAGUAUCAGAUGUGUUUCACCUGUUAAAACAUAUGUUAGAAAACUUAAAUAACUUGUGUGAAAUUUAGAUAUUCCUCACAUACAGAAUUUUAAAUUCACACAGAGACAAGGAAUUCUUGGAUGGUUUCUUUAAUAAAAUAUUCAUCAGUAUUGAUAGUUUAGACGUGAACCUCAUGAAUUCUCAAAUUCAAUCUCUUUGAUAAAAAAAUCCAUUAAUAUUUGUUAAAUAAAUUGAGGUGUUUAUCACUAAAUGACAUCAUAUUUUCAUGGGUGAGGAGACUGUUGUCAUCAUUGUCUGUUAGCUUUAGUCAUGGAUUUGUGUGAUAUUUGUAUGGUACAUUAUCAUCAUAGAGAGAGUGGCAGAGAGUGGGAGUAAAUGAUAGAUAUAUGUAAAAGUACAAUUUUGAGAAGUAUUCUGUGUAUUGUCAUUACUGAGCAUCUAUGUUCCUGUAUUACCAGGGAGUUAUAACUAUGUUGGUGUAUUGAUUCAACUCAAAGUCUCUACCAUAAAAGUGUACAUUGUACCACAACACAAAAAUUUACAUGUAAAGUACAAAGAUUUACAGGUACAGUACAAAGAUUUAUAUGUAAAGUACAAAGUUUUACAUAUAAAGUACAAAGUUUUACAUGUACAGUACAAAGUUUUACAUGUACAGUACAAUUUUUUACAUGUAAAGAACAGAGAUUUACAGUUUCAGUACACUGAGGUACAGAAGUUUAUAGAUUCAGUACAAAGUUUUACAGAUUCAGUGGACAAUUUUCAGAUUUAGUAGAAAGUUCCACAUGUUUAGUACAAACAUACACACGUUUAGUACAAACAUACACACGUUUAGUACAAACAUACACACGUUUAGUACAAACAUACACAUGUGUAGUACAAACAUACACACGUUUAGUACAAACAUACACAUGUUUAGUACAAAGUUACACUGGUUAGCUGUAGUUACUUUGAGUUGAAGCAAUAGAUUCCCAACGGCCAAAGCAGCUUCAUGUUCUGUCUGUGUCACAACCUGUCAUCAGUGUCAUGACAAAAAACUCAAAUAAAGCGUUUUAUAAAGAAUA